Molecule: messenger RNA, 1581 nt
Organism: Rotaria sp. Silwood2
Lineage: Eukaryota; Metazoa; Rotifera; Eurotatoria; Philodinida; Philodinidae
Source: the annotation of a GenBank genome assembly
AUGCGAUCAAUUAUUUUGGAAAUUGAAGUUGAUUCGUCGCUUGAAAAAGUCAUUUGGGUUGAUAUUAGUGAUAGAACCCAUUUUGAAAAUGAACAAGAAAUUAUUUUCAAUCUCAAUUCUCUUUUCAAAAUUGUUUCCGUCGAUUUUGAUUCAACUUGUCAAUUUUGGAAAAUACAAUUGAAAGCAACUGAAGAAGGUGCUGACAAUGUUGAACCGUAUCUCAUAUCUAUUAAGGAGCAAAUAGACGAGAGUUCAUCCAUCAUUUGUUUCGGUUGGCUACUUCUCAACGAACUGGGUCAAGUUAAUCAAGCGGAAAAAUAUUUUCAAAUGUUACUUAGAUCUCUUCCACCAGAUCAUCCAGAUAUUCCAUCUAUAUAUAAUGGAAUUGGACGUGUACAUUCUGAAAGAAAUGAACUAGAUUUAGCAUUAGCUAAUUAUGAAAAAGCCUACAAGAUGCGUCUAGAACAAUUACCUUCAAAUCAUUCUCACAUAGCUAGUUCACUUCAUAAUGUUGCAAAUAUGAUGAAGGAAAAGGGAGAGUUCGAUCUAGCGCUCGAUAAGUACCAAGAAGCAUUAACGAUUGAAGAAGAAAAUCAUCCAGAUGAUCAUCUACAAAAAGCAGUUAUUAUUCAAAAUAUUGGCAACACAUUGACAGAGAAAGUCGAUUUAGAUACUGCUCUCAAUUACUUGUCUCGUGCACUUUAUAUGCUUCAACAUAUUUUGCCCGAACAACAUCCUAAAAUUAGUACUUGUCUCGGUGAUAUUGGAUCAGUUUAUGAGAAGAAGAAUGAUUUUGAAAAAGCGCUCGAUUAUUAUCAUAAAGAAUUUGACAUGGACGAACGCUGUUUACCACCUGAUCAUCCUCAUCUUUCUAGAGAUCUAAACAAACUCAUCAUCAUAUAUAAGAAGUGCAAGAAGGACAAUGAAGCUCUAGAAUUUUGUCGUCAGAAACUUGAUCUUCAAAAAACUAUUCCUGGUAAUAAUCAUUCUCGUAUUGCUAAAACAUUGAUGAAUAUGGCUACAAUAAUCGAAGAAAAAAGUCUAAGCGAAGCAGUUAAAUAUUAUCAAGAAGCCCUUUCUUAUCUUGAAAAAUCAACUCAGAUUGAUCAUCGAACAAUGGCUGAAUGUUUCGCAGCUAUGGGUAGUCUUUAUGGAAUGCAUAAAUCAUUCCGUAUUGCGUUAAAGUAUCUCCUCCAAGCCUUAAACAUGUAUCAUACAUUUUUGUUGUCUAAUCAUUCGAAUGUUGCCGAUGUCUGUAGAUUAAUUGCUCACUGUUAUCAAAAAACAAAUGAAACAUCAAAAGCACUUUUUUAUUUCAAUAAAAGUCUUUCAAUUUAUCGAGCGGAGUAUGGAGCUGAUCAUGAAUAUGUGAAGUUAAUGGAAAGCAAUAUUGCCAAAUUGAAUGAUGAACAACUUAUUACUAUCACAGUCUCUUCUGACUCACGUGAAUCUUUAGUUAAGCCAUCAUUACCAACUGCUGUUGAUUCCACGGCAAGCCCGACAUUCGAUCGAAUAAAAAUUAAAUGUGAAACCGAAACUCUUCGCAAAUCUAAACUUUGCCCAAAGUGUGAAAUAUUAUGA